Molecule: messenger RNA, 3058 nt
Organism: Brassica rapa (field mustard)
Lineage: Eukaryota; Viridiplantae; Streptophyta; Magnoliopsida; Brassicales; Brassicaceae
Product: E3 ubiquitin-protein ligase SGR9, amyloplastic
Biological process (GO): protein ubiquitination
Cellular component (GO): cytoplasm
Molecular function (GO): ubiquitin protein ligase activity
Source: RefSeq, a predicted model, not a curated record
UAACAAGACUUUUAAAGAUCAAAAACUUUAUAAAACACCAAAAAUCUAUGUCCAACAAUAUGUGGACACUGGAAAGACCGGCUCUAGGCGAGUCAUAUCACAUGUUCAAGUCCACGUUCAUCACUUUCCUCAAACAACUUCAUAAAAAUGAGCCUGAUCUUGCUGCAGCUUCAUUUUAUGCUCGUAGAGUGCUUAAACAACGCCUCCAACCACAACAAGAAUUGCAUAUAAAACGCCUACCAUAAUCGCUAUUGCAACUUUUGAUCAAACUGGUGAACUUAGUAGGAUCAUUAUUGAUAGUGAAGUUAGUUUCUUGUUGCAUUGGUAAAUUGUAUUUGUAUUGAUGGGUAAAUAAAAGUAUCAAAAAGUCUUAAAAGACUAUUUGAUGUCCACCUAAAUAUUUGUUUUUGGGGAUUUGAGAGACAUGAUGAGAGUUUGUGAAAGAAUAGACAACACACCGGGACAAAUGCAUAGAGACUAGAGUUAUAGAAUGGUGUGGUCGACAUGUGAAUUAUUGAUCUUUCAACACUGUUUCUUGAAUACAACAAUUAAAAGUAAGAUACCAUGGAUUUAGCCAAACCUUCUGUUCUUGAUAUCUUAUUUUGCUUUGACUUUUGACAAUCUUCUUCUUGUUGUGUUGCUUUUGUUUUGUCAUAUACACUAACAGGAAGAUAUCUCUUUAUCCUUAACUGCAAAAUGAUUUUGGUAUAUAGUCUUAUCGGAUCAUUUGGUAUGAAUGAUAGGCUAUUAGGUUUGUGUUUUGUGUGGUGAAAGUAGACAAAACUCCAUAACGACAAGUAGAUGUAUAUGAACAAGCAUAUCCAAAUUCAUACUCUACUCCACACACUCUUGUCUAGUCCCACUUGUUCCACAUGAUCAGUUUUUUCAUGGAUCAUUCAUAGUACACGUAAAUAAUUGCAUAAUAUCAUCAAGUGACAUAUAGCUCCUCUAGUUCCUAUUUUUUCCUGAAAGAAACCUAAUUACUUAAUUAGAGCAUAAAGUCUGCAAGCUAAUUAUGACUGCCACAAACAGUUGCUAAAGUGUUAAAACUUUUGCCAACUAUUUAUUGCUUCUUAACCUUUAUUCUUUAAAAAUCAAAAACCCAAACAAGCAAAGCCGACAAUAAUCUCUUUUGUGCCUCACCCAUUUGUUUCUUUUAUUCCCUAAUAAAUUAAUCACAAUACAUGUAUAUAAGCAAAGAUUCAUCAAAAGUUAAAAGUGUUAAGUGAGAAAACGAAGCACACAAGAUCCAAUAUGGAAGAAGAAAGAACCACAAUCAUCAUGACCUCACUCUCUAUACUCUCUCCUUCACACCUCACGAAUCUUACUCACACCAUUCUCUCUAUCUCCCACCACCAUCGCCGUCGUCUCGCCGCCGUCCUCUCCUCUCCGACGCUUUUCUCCCUCACUCUCCACCACCUCCUUUCUCUAUCCCUUCCCCAAAAAAUCCUCCUCAUCGCCACUCACCUCCUUUCUCUUCUCCACCCUCUUCUACUCCACCGCGACCACCACAAUCCCCCCUUAUCUGCCGCCAAGAUGAAGCUCCGGGACCUCGACGCAGUGGUACUCCUCCUCUUUCUCUGUGAAACACACCAGCUUGAUCCAGAUGUUCUAGAAGCUUCAGCUGAUAAUUGGCGGGAAAUACUCGGUAACAUGUGCUCUGACAAUAUGCUAAAUAGUAUCUCCGGUCUGUGGACUUGCGACGCCGGAAUCUUGAUGCCUUACAUAGAAACCCUAGUUAGAUGCAAAAGAUUCGUCGACAUAAUGAGAAACCACAACCACCUUGGCCUUGGAGUAGGGAAAGAAGGAUAUGAAAUCCCGGCGGCUAGAGCAGCUGUGGUGGCGCUACGUGCGGUUGAGGUGUCAAACGCCGCCGGAGAAGUAGAAUGCGUGAUAUGCAAGGAAGAGAUGGGUGAAGGAAGAGAUGUUUGUGAAAUGCCAUGUCAGCAUUUGUUCCAUUGGAAGUGUAUCUUGCCAUGGCUAAGCAAGAGAAACACAUGUCCGUUCUGUAGGUUUCAACUUCCCACCGACGACGUCUUCUCGGAGAUCCAACGGCUAUGGGAGAUCCUCGUCAAGACCACCGAGUUAGACGUGGCGUGAUGUCAGCUCGCGGUGAUGAAUGCAUGUGUGUGAAAGCUUGUAUAUCGUUGUCCAUAACAGAUGUGUCAAGCAUUAUAACAGAUAGGAAUGUUUGGACCGUUUUGUUCUACAGAAUUUAUGUUCGUUUUUUCCCUAUUUUGAUAAGGACACAUGUGGUUUAGACUCAUGACGACAUUUCUAGUUAUCACAUGAAAUAGUUAUUUUUCAGAACUAAGGCAAAUGGGCUUUAGUUGUUAAAAAAAGACAAAGAUGUUAUAAGUAAUUUUAUUUAGUUGACGAGACUAUGGAAGCUCAAAAUGGGCUUAAUUUAUAAUUUUAAUUGCUUAAUGGUUCUCAAGAAUUGGGUCUUGCGAAUCAGAUGACUUGUUAAAUCGUGAAUGAUUUUUGCUGUAUUUCUAUCGCUGGGCUUUGAUAGACAUGUACAAAUGCCUAUUAUUUUAUUAGAAUAAAACUUUUAAAUAUUUCUUAUGCUCUUUUUUUCUGAGAAAGGGCAUAAAUAUUUCUUAUUAUUUUUUUGGUGUAAAAAUAUUUUUUUAUUCAGAUUAUUAAUCCUAGAGUUCUUUUAUCACACAAAAUUCUGAAAACGAGAGUAAAAAAAUUAUUGAACCACAAUGACUGAACCUAAGUAAAAUUUGAACAGGAUUUUAAUUCAACAUCUUAAUUUAACAUGGCCUAAUGAAAAUCGCAUGUCAAUCAUAUAAAAUGUAAAGUUUAAUUAACCACACACACAGUUUUACCAAAAAAAAAAAAACCACACACACAGUUUUACCAAAAACCACAGUAAUAUAUAUACUUCCUAAACCAAAAAGAUGCACUAUAUGUAUGCUUGUAUAUGCAUAUAUCCGAGUUUAGGGCUGAACCGACAAAGAUUAUUAUAAUAUGCAAUAACUAAAUGUACAAAAAUAUAUUAUAUACAAAAUUGUAGAAAACGAUGAAGAUGGAUAUUGCUAGAUGAGAU